This is a messenger RNA of Zea mays, 1219 nucleotides long. RefSeq lists its product as uncharacterized. NCBI's taxonomy places the organism in Eukaryota, Viridiplantae, Streptophyta, Magnoliopsida, Poales, Poaceae. The coding region runs from base 56 to 955 and encodes 299 amino acids. The record is from RefSeq and is a predicted model, not a curated record. The transcript is spliced from 8 exons.
GGACCAGGCUAUGCUGCACGAACAUAUGCUGAGACAACAUAGGCGGAGUUGAUUAAUGAGCGAACUGGAAAAUUCCUCUUUAAGAUUGAAAAAGAUGCAGAAAGGCAAGAAGGGCGGUGUUGAUUUGACUAGAAGAUUUCAUAAGGAAAAAAGAAGUUGCAAGAUUGAUUUGGUCUCAGGUCACUUGCGUGAUGGGGACUCUAAUCAAGAUGUAUUCGCUAAGCUACCUGGCUGGGUUAAAUCAGAUAUUUGUAAAAGUGUUGUCUCAAUUUCUUUGUGCAAUGGAGACAUAACCUUAUUUUCUUGCUCGGGCAUAGCUAUAGCACACAAGGGAUACCACCUUACAAUGUGUCUGACUUCUGCAAGUUUGGUUAGGGCUUUUCAUGGUAAAACAAACGAACAAUACUAUGAAUUAAAGAUUAAAGUGCGCUGUGAAGGCAAUGAAGUGUACAAGGGUUUUUUGGCUGAAUAUGAUUUAGAUCAUAACUUCGUUGUUGUCAACAUUGAUGCCUUCCUUGGUGUUCAUGUUGGAAGUUCCCAAUGUGUGCUGGAAUCUGUGCUCCGUGGUGCGGCAUAUGUAGUUGGGCGUGGUGUCUCUGGUGACCUAAUAUCCAGGAGUGUCGAAUUGGGCUGUGAUCUAAGCGUAUCUAAGCAUGGUCAAGAUCUUGAGAGUAAAACCUCAGAGGCUUGGGAAGGUGGAAUAGUUUUUUCUUUAAAUGGGGAAUCUGUUGGCAUGAACCUUUUUCUGGUUAUGGGAAGGACCAUUUUCCUACCAUGGGGCACAAUCUUCGAGCAUCUGCGGCAUUUUGGGAAAUCCUGGCAAAGGUCCCAGAUGAGGUUGCCAAGAAAUGCCACUCCUGCGCUGUUGAUUUUAGCCCUUUCAAUCGCAGGCAUCAUUGUCGGAACUGUGGUGAAAUCUUUUGUGACAAAUGCAGCCAGGGAAGGAUUGCUCUGACGGCUGAGGAUAAUGCUCCACUUGUCCGAGUUUGUGAUAGAUGCAUGACUGAGGUCACUCAAAGGCUUAGCAUUGCUAAGGAUGUUGCCAACAGAUCUGCAACUGUUCAAAGUCAUGAAGAUCUUGCAAGAAAACUGAAGGUAAUAUACUGUUUUUUUCCUGUCAUAUAUUCAUUUAAGUGGCUGUGCACUUGAAUUAAUUGUGCAUGCUUGGUUUGAAACCGAGUUAUGAAAGUUUGGUCGCAUUCAUUAUAUUUAGCAUGCA